This is a messenger RNA of Puccinia triticina, 201 nucleotides long. RefSeq lists its product as uncharacterized. Bases 1 to 201 code for a protein of 66 amino acids. The record is from RefSeq and is a predicted model, not a curated record. Lineage: Eukaryota; Fungi; Basidiomycota; Pucciniomycetes; Pucciniales; Pucciniaceae. The transcript is spliced from 3 exons.
AUGAAACCUUUUGAUUGCGUAUUAUCAUUGCCACAGCCAUUGAAAGCGCCCAAAAAAGCUGCAAAGGAAGAAGAUCAAGAUGACAAGGACUACAAAGCUAAACAAAAAGCCGAAGCCGAAGCUUUGAAAGCUUUCCAAGCAAAAGCUGCUGGAAAAGGUCCAUUGAUCACGACAGGAAUUAAGAAGUCCGGCAAGAAAUGA